Molecule: messenger RNA, 1308 nt
Organism: Coprinopsis cinerea okayama7#130
Lineage: Eukaryota; Fungi; Basidiomycota; Agaricomycetes; Agaricales; Psathyrellaceae
Product: tryptophanyl-tRNA synthetase
Exons: 8
Coding region: 1-1308 (435 amino acids)
Biological process (GO): tryptophanyl-tRNA aminoacylation
Cellular component (GO): cytoplasm
Molecular function (GO): ATP binding; tryptophan-tRNA ligase activity
Source: RefSeq, a predicted model, not a curated record
AUGGCAGAACCUGUACAGGACUCUUUCAAUACAGAAACACUCACAAAGUCCUUAGAUGACUCGGCUAAACCGUCGGAAAAGCAGCCCCAUGAACAAGUUGUAACGCCCUGGGACGUCCAGGGAGGUGUCACAGAGGACGGAAGACAGACAGGAAUCGAUUACAACAAGCUGAUCGUUCAAUUCGGCACGCGGAAGAUAGACGAAGCCCUCUUGGAACGCUUCGAGAGACUUACUGGGCACAAGCCCCAUGUCUUCCUUCGCCGGGGAAUGUUCUUCUCCCAUAGGGAAUUUGACAAGAUCCUCGAUCGCUACGAGCAAGGGAAACCCUUUUUCCUCUACACCGGCCGAGGUCCCAGCAGCGACAGCAUGCACCUUGGGCAUAUGGUCCCUUUCGUUUUCGCAAAAUGGCUUCAAGACGUUUUCGAAGUCCCUCUAGUGAUCCAACUUACUGAUGACGAAAAAUUCCUCUUCAAGCAUGAAUUGAAGCCUGAACAGACCAAGCAGUUUUCGCGACAAAAUGCAAAGGAUAUCAUCGCCUGCGGUUUCAAUCUCGAGAGAACUUUCAUCUUCAGCAACUAUGAGUUCAUGGGGGGCCCUUUCUACGAGAACGUCUCCAGGAUCUCUCGCCAGAUCACCUAUAACCAGGUCCGGGCGACCUUUGGUUUCAACGACUCGGAUAACAUCGGCAAAAUACACUUUGCUUCCAUUCAAGCUGCGCCUUCAUUCUCCAACACAUUCCCUCAAAUAUUCGGAACGGACUCCAAGGUCCCAUGCUUGAUUCCCUGCGCAAUUGACCAGGAUCCGUACUUCCGACUCACGCGAGAUAUCGCACAAAAACUGAAAUACCCCAAACCCACCUUGCUGCACUCCAAGUUUUUCCCUGCCUUGCAGGGACCACAGACCAAGAUGAGCGCCAGUGAUCCUAACAGCAGUAUCUUCAUGACCGAUAAACCCAACCAAAUCAAAAACAAGAUCAAUAGGCAUGGUUUCUCUGGCGGAAAGGAGACGGAGGAAGAACAUCGUCGACUUGGUGGUGAUACCGAAGUUGACGUCGCAUACCAAUACCUAACCUUCUUCCUCGAGGAUGACGAGGAGUUGAAGAGGAUUGGAGAGGAAUACCGGGCAGGCACCCUCUUGACGGGCCAAUUGAAGGCCAGGUGUAUCGCCAUCUUGCAGGAAUUCGUAUCUUCCUUCCAACAGCGACGCGCUGCUGUCACCGACGAUCUCGUCGAUGCGUUCAUGGAUCCCAAGAGGCAGAUCGCACCGACAAUCGGAAAGUGCAAAGUUCCUGCGGAGCCCAAGGCUUAG